AUGAGAGAUGCUAUUCAGAAGCUUCAAGCGCAGGGCAACGCAGAACAGUUUGACAUUGGCCAGUUCGCAACGGAUGCGCUCGCUUUUGCGGACGAGUCUCUGAAGGAUCCCAGUCAGACUCCUACAACCGGCCCAUGCACCAUCAGUUACACCCGUCGACUCAUGUAG
Messenger RNA from Aspergillus chevalieri, 168 nucleotides. RefSeq lists its product as uncharacterized. The transcript has a single exon. Lineage: Eukaryota; Fungi; Ascomycota; Eurotiomycetes; Eurotiales; Aspergillaceae. The record is from RefSeq and is a predicted model, not a curated record. The coding region runs from base 1 to 168 and encodes 55 amino acids.